Molecule: messenger RNA, 1917 nt
Organism: Dioscorea cayenensis subsp. rotundata (Guinea yam)
Lineage: Eukaryota; Viridiplantae; Streptophyta; Magnoliopsida; Dioscoreales; Dioscoreaceae
Exons: 9
Coding region: 427-1689 (420 amino acids)
Biological process (GO): lipid metabolic process
Source: RefSeq, a predicted model, not a curated record
UGAUCAUGCUUCCAUCGAUGAAAGGUUGCUUAACGUGCCCGCUUGCCCUAAUCUCCUCUUUUCCUCCAAAUUUCUCAAAAUUCUUCAUUCCUUUCUUCCAAUUGCUUCUCAAGAAUCGAAAAUUCUCCUCAUCCUCUGCGUCUCUUCUUCGAUCCUCAGGCAAUUAACAUUAGAAAAUUGAUUCUUUGGUGGGAUAUAUGUUAACCAUGGAAAAUCAGAGCUCUGAAAAGGUGGAAUCUACUACUGCUUUGACGGUAAAGAGUUCAUAAUGAUGAUUCAACAGUUGAGAGUUAUACUAAUCAGAUUUUCAACUCCAUUCCAGCUCUCAGUGAAGCUGCUUCUUAUCUUCAAGAUACAACCUCAUAUUUAACUAGCUGCUUCACUGCCUCCGAUGGUAUACUUGAUGAAGGAAUAGAAUUAAGAACUAUGCCUCCAUCACGAAACCAAGGAUCAUUUUCUAGGGACAACGGGUCGUCAACAAUUGGCUGGUCAAGCUUCUUUGAGCGUCUUGCUGAUGCUAACAUUUCAUCUGUGCAUGUUGGAGAGACAAGUUCAGCAGGAAGUUCAUCUCAAGUUAGAAGUGGAUCUAUGACCUCCACCAGUGGCGUACAGAAUGGCUCUUCAAUUUUUCAAGGCCUCAUUUCCCGAGCCAGAAAAACUGUUCUUGGCUCAGCGGAUGACAUUGGUUGGUUACAGCGUGCCACAAACUUGCCUCCUGUGCAAGAUGGAACAAAGCGAUUUAACCAAUUGCUAGAGAGGAUAAGGAGUGGAGAACAUAAGUUACCGGACUCAUUGGUCUAUUUGUUGGUUCCAGGUCUUUUCAGCAACCAUGGCCCACUUUAUUUUGUUAAUACAAAGUCGUUUUUCUCAAAGAUGGGUUUGGCUUGUCACAUUGCCAAAAUUCACAGUGAGGCUUCGGUUGAGAAAAAUGCCAGAGAAAUCAAAGAAUAUAUUGAAGAAAUUUAUUGGGGCUCAAAGAAACGGGUUUUACUUUUCGGGCACAGCAAAGGAGGAGUUGAUUCAGCAGCUGCAUUAUCUUUAUAUUGGUCGGAUCUGAAAGACAAAGUCGCUGGACUGGUGUUGGCACAGAGCCCCUAUGGAGGAAGCCCAAUUGCUUCAGAUUUAUUACGUGAAGGGCAACUAGGGGAUUAUGUUAAAUUACGGACAUUAACGGAGAUUCUGAUAUGCAAAGUUCUGAAAGGUGACCUACAAGCUUUGGAAGAUUUGACCUAUGAGAAAAGGCGAGAGUUUCUAAACAAGCACCCAUUGCCAACAGAGCUUCCAGUUGUCUCAUUUCACACAGAAACUGGUAUUGCCCCUGGCAUUCUCACCAGUCUUUCUCAUGUUGCACAUGCGGAGCUGCCCAUAGUUGCUCCUCGUGCUGAUAGCCAGCCUACCAAGCUUCCGGUUGUCAUGCCGCUUGCUGCUGCUAUGGCUGCAUGUGCUCAACUCUUGCAGAUCAGAUACAGCGAGAAAAGUGAUGGGUUGGUCACACGCAGGGAUGCUGAAGUUCCUGGAUCAGUUGUGGUUCGUCCAGAUCGCAAACUGGACCAUGCAUGGAUGGUCUACUCUCCUAUGAAUGUUGACAAUAGUGAGACAGAUGCUUCACAUACUUGUGAAGCUCUUCUCACAUUGCUUGUGGAGGUUUCACAAAAGAAAAUGCAUGAGAUUACCAGGAAGAAUGAGUGAUACUUUUCACAAUAGAGAAUGUACAUCAUCAAUCAGUACAUAACUCACCAAUUUUUUUUUUGUUGCCAAUGUCUUGUAGCUCAGAAAUAACAUAUUGGAUUCACUCAGCAUUACUUAGAUUUUCAGUGCUGUGUUGUGCAGUAUUGUGAAUUUUACACUUGUUGAUACAUCAAAUGGAUAUUAUUUCUGUGAUGUUGAAGUAAAGGAAAUUAUUUGUUCUCUCUUCAA